Messenger RNA from Acanthopagrus latus (yellowfin seabream), 5728 nucleotides. RefSeq names its product gamma-aminobutyric acid receptor subunit pi (gene gabrzb). Gene Ontology annotation, molecular function: GABA-A receptor activity; neurotransmitter receptor activity; extracellular ligand-gated monoatomic ion channel activity. The transcript has 10 exons. NCBI's taxonomy places the organism in Eukaryota, Metazoa, Chordata, Actinopteri, Spariformes, Sparidae. Gene Ontology annotation, cellular component: neuron projection; GABA-A receptor complex; synapse. The record is from RefSeq and is a predicted model, not a curated record. Gene Ontology annotation, biological process: regulation of membrane potential; nervous system process; monoatomic ion transmembrane transport. Bases 873 to 2255 code for a protein of 460 amino acids.
UGGGGCGUUUUUUGGACGGGAAGUGUUCCUGGUGCACCCACGCAGAGGCGUCGAGGUAAGGCCCAUGGGGAAGGUUGUCGGGCUCCAUCCAUCAGAGAGGGGAACACCUUGGCACAAGGUCCUCCAUCCUGACUCGGAGCGCAUGAGUAUCCUUGCCUGAAUGUUCAGAGCGACCUAUUUUUUUUUUCUCUCCGUGCAUGAAUUAGAAAGUGUAAUAGCUGUAAGUGUUGCCGCGAAGCGUUAAACGUGGACUGACAGGAUUAUUGUCACUUGAUUUCUUCAAAGCUUCAAAAUACAGAUGGAAUGAUAAGGCGGCGCAUGUGUUGUGUGUCAUUACUCCACUGUGAUCUCUUCGAUUUGAAAGAUCUGAGACACAUUUUCACUAAAUGCCUAAUGGGACAAACAUCUCCUGUGAAUGAAAACAUACAAAAAAAGAAAACCCUCUAUGGUUUUCACUUGUGGCACCAAAUCUCGUUUGUUCCUCCUCAUACUGUAAUGCGAGGGUAGCGCAAAGCAGCCAUCAUCAUGACAGAUAUUUUUGGGCACUCAUCUCGGGCAGCGUUGGAGACUCCAAAUCAGCUGCGAGUCCAUGGCGUGCGUCAUUGCGCAGCGGCGCGUCCAGCCCAUAGUGGUUAAUGGGAAUCCGCUGACAGAGCACUACCAGUUGUUGUGCGGGCGUAUGUAUGCAUGCACGGAUCAGCAGGUGCUCUCUUCAAGUGGAUGGAAGUCACGCUUGCAGCCGCAGCGAUCUGAGGGGGGAACGAUAACGUUACGGACUCUUAUUUCCAGGAUGCGCUGACAUAAAGGACAUGCUCGCGGCGAUCGACUCUUACAGAUAAACUCCACCUGGUAUCUCCACUCCUUCGGCAGUCAUGGCUUUCUCCGUAUCUGGAGGGACUGUGUUCACCAUCCUCCUCAUUAGCAGGUUGUUAGAGAGCGCCAUGCUCAACGCAGAAGUGAAAGAGGGAGAGAUUCUGCCUCCCACCAUUCAGAGGCUGAUGAAAGGAUACAACAAGUACCUCAGGCCCUUCUUUGACAAUGGUCCUGUAACAGUGGGUAUGAGUCUGGACAUCGCCAGCAUUGACACCAUCUCAGAGAUCAACAUGGACUACACCGCCACAAUAUUCCUCCGUCAGCGCUGGACGGAUGAGCGCCUGGUGUUCGAAGGCAACAAGAGCCUGAGCCUCGACGGGCGGCUAGUGGAGCUGCUGUGGGUCCCCGACACCUUCAUCGUCGACUCCAAGAAGUCAUUCCUGCAUGACAUCACCGUGGAGAACAGGCUGAUCCGCAUCUUCCCCAACGGGACCGUCCUCUACGCACUGAGGAUUACCACCACCGUGGCAUGCAACAUGGAUCUGACCAAAUAUCCCAUGGACAAGCAGACCUGCACAUUACAACUGGAGAGCUGGGGUUACAACAUCAAUGAUGUCAUGUUCUACUGGACCAGAGGAAAUGAGUCUGUCAGCGGUUUGGACACUCUACAGCUGGCUCAGUACACAGUAGAGGACCACUACACGUCUGUCUCAGAGGCUGUGUAUGAGACUGGCAAUUACCCAAAGCUGGUGUUCCACUUUGAGCUGAAGAGGAGCAUUCUGUACUUCAUCCUAGAGACCUACGUCCCCUCCAGCCUGCUUGUCGUCCUCUCAUGGGUUUCAUUCUGGAUCUCUCUGUCCUCUGUCCCAGCACGUAUCUGUAUAGGAGUGACCACAGUGCUGACCAUGACCACUCUGAUGAUGGGAGCCCGGACAUCACUGCCCAAUGCCAACUGCUUCAUUAAGGCCAUUGACGUUUACUUGGGAAUCUGCUUCAGUUUUAUCUUCGGAGCGCUUAUUGAGUAUGCCGUGGCCCACUUCUGCACCCUCACUCAUCCCGACGCACACAUAUACAUGUACGGCCACCACAUGCACGACUUCGACGACGAAAAGAAUGGCAUGGUCCACACCAUCUCGAGUCACUCCAACAGGGCCAAGAGACGCAAAGAGGCCGACGCAACUCCUAACGCAGCUUCGGCCUCCCUAGAACUCACUGUCAGCACGUCAAGCCCCUCGGGCAUUGAGCCUAACCCUGAGGCAUCGCCUCCAGAGCCCACUCACUGGUGCAUCACUGUUCUGACCACCAUCCGCAAAGUGCUCCGCGCCAUAUAUUGCUGUCACGUGGAGAACCCCCACCACAUAGACAACUACUCCAGAGUCACCUUCCCCCUCUCUUUUGUCAUGGUCAACCUGCUGUACUGGACAUAUUAUCUGUACUUUUAGCAUUUGCUUGUGUGCAGCAGAAGUUCCAGAGGGUGUAAGACAGAGAGCGUAUGCAGACAAGAGGUGUAUUUUACUGUAUGUAUGUACAGUAAGUGUAAUUUAGGUGUGUUUUGAGAUGAGUGUGUAAACUUUCUACAUUUGGAUUCAUAAGCAGAGUAGCAAACUCACAUAGGGUUGAUUUUUUUGGGAAAAAGUAAAUGCUUAUGAUUACAGCUCCAUUUCUAAAUAUAAAUGUGUACUUGAGUCUGGUGUUGUUCAAAAAAUAGGCCCACCUGACACUGACCGUGUGAGAUUUGAUCAGUUCUGAUCAUCACCUUGAGAUGAAGCGAACGUUGCUUGCAGGGCGAAAAAAAAAAUGGCCAGUCUGCAUAUUUUUUUGCCGUAGUACUUUCGUUUUAUGCGUGUCACCGGGCAGGUUGUUACCGUCUGACACGAAGAAGAUGGAGCUGUAAUUUAAGGCUUUAUGACAGAAUUUGCUAGCAUUGCUGAGGGAGAGCAAAUGCCCAUUUCCACUUUGAUUCUCUGUUGUGAUGGAUUGAUCAUUAAUACUUUAUAAUUUCAUUUUCCAUUUCUGCCUGCAGGUAAUACAUUUAAGGGGAAAUAGGAAAAAUAAUGGAUCAGAGAAGAGGGGAUGGGAAAAAGAGACAAAGGAGCUGGAAAAAUAACUCUACACAGUCUUCAAGUACAAUCAUUUACUUUGCAGUUGAAAUCUCCCUCUUUCUUCUGUGUCAUUCCAUGAGUUAUUUUUAAUUCACAGAGCAGUGCUGUCUCUCUUCGCCUGCAUUCACUUCUUUCAUUAACACUAUAAAUGUAGUGGCCUUUAAUCCCUUUGGUUGUGUUCUGGAAAUCUGUUCACCAUGAACAGUUUUAUGGAACUUCAUUACACAAAUCUGUCCUGCAGUUUCACAAGGAAUUAUAUGGCAUAAAGAUGACAUCAUGAAAUGAUGAAAUUAUUCAUCAAAUGUAAUAUACUGUUAUUAUAUAUUAAGUUUCAGGAUUUUUGUUUCUGUUAAGGCAUAUUUUUUUCAUGGAUUUUUCUUUAUUUUCCAGCUUAUGUUAUUUCAUAAAGGCAUUUUCCUAAUUUUUUUUUAUGUCAUGUCACUUUUUAUAUCGUAAUACUAUGCCUCAGCUAGCGAGGCGCAACAGCUGCUAACAUUGCCAAGUUUUUGACCAGCUAGCUUUCGUUAGCUCGAAGCACAACAAUGCUGAAUAAGUCUUAAUCAAAUAACUAUCUUCUGCUGCAAUUGCUUUGUUCCCAAAACAAUAAAACUAUGUCACAAUUUAAAAAAAAACAUCUUCUUCUGUAGGUAUUGGGAUUUCCUUUAGAUUUAGCUAUUCAGGUAGGUAGGGUAGGCUGGUAGCUUGGAUUAUUGACUUGGCACCAAACUGAGGAGCCAGUGUUAGCAUGUUGGCUAAAUCAGUUUUACCUUGGCAGUGCUUUUGAAAAAGAACAUAUUUAAAUAACAAUUUCUGUAACACACUGAAAAUAAAGCUGUUAUAAAAAUCAGACUGGUGAAAAACACGUCGUAGUAAUGGGAACAAUUGCUUCAUUUCUUCAUCUCACUUUAUAUUCAUCAGGUUAUCAUUUAGCUAAUAUUGAACAUGUUGGGUCUCCAUACUACCUGGACAGGUGUAAUGUCAUAUAAUGGAGCGGAUAAACACAACAGCAACACCUGAUAUACAGGUACCAUGUAACAGUGAUGUAUGCGGUACUCUUGGUGUUGUUGCUCUCGGUGUUUCUCAGUGCUUCUUGUGACACAUAAAGCAGUAUUCAGACCUAGAUGUGUUAGACAUUGUGGAGUGAUUUGAAUAUAAAUGAAGUGGCCAAAAUAUUUCCACGGGAUGUCAUCAUCUGAGCAUUAUCUGAAAUGAAAAAAAUCCUGGAUAUGCUACACUUGAGAUAUCAUGUCUCUUUGGUUUCUUAAGGCUGUUGUCAUCUUCUACUGUGUUACUAUUGAGUGUUUCAGUUCAGGUGAUUCAGUAUGUUUGCUACCAGUGAUGUGAACCAAAGAACCAAAGAUUCCAAUUGAUUUUACUGUUUUCCUUGGCUUCCCUUUAGUUCCUCUGCUAGAUUUUAAGUUCAUUUUCAGAUGUUAAUAUUAUGUUUAUUAUACAUUGGAUAUUUCUGAACUGGCAUGCAAUCAACAAGCAGAUGAACAUGGCACUUGAACAUGACACUACAUUUCAGAUAGAAAACUGGAUUCAGUUUAACAACAGAAAUGCAUGUUUAUUUAUUACUGUACUCAAUAUUGCUGUGACAUACUCUUGCUCAUGACACCCCAUCAUUAAGAACUACCAUUCGGUGUGUGCUGAACGUAACGGCAAGCGAAAUUAUCAGUAUCUAUUUAUAUUCAAUUGCCUUUUUAAACUGUUUAUGUUCAUAUUUUUGCUGCAUUGCCUCACUUUUUAAUCCGGAUUUGAAUAUGUCAUCAACUACUAAACGUUUUGAUUGUUCUUCUUGCCUGAUGAUAAUAGAAAAGUAGGAUUCAAUUUUUUCGUUUUCUGUUCUUCCUGCAUGGCUAUCAAGUGUAACUUCUGUUGCUACUGAUUUACUUCAUUUUGAUUUGGCUUACUGUAAUGCACAGCUCAGUGAGCUGAGGCUGCUGAAAGGAGUAGAUCUGUAUCCAUGAUUGUUAAUGAUGAAACUCUGAAUUUGGGGUCUCAUCAGGUUCAGACGUUCAGGAAGUUCAACUUUCUCUUCUCAUUUUCAGUUAUUUGAACCUUUUUCUUUGAAAGGAUGAGUGCUCAGUGACAAUGUUCCUUUGCCUCCGACUGACGAAGUCGGCCGGCACUGACCCAUUGAAACAGUUAACAUGAUAAAAUACAGACGGUCAGCUUUUAUACAAUAUAGCACCGUGGCUGUAGUUUUGAUAGCUACCUUCUCAGUGUAUAGUACAAGAAAUGAAUGCCAAUAUGGAGCCAAAGAACCACAAGAGCAGCCACUCAAGCUUCCCCAUCAGUGUGGACGCAAAAAGAACGUUUUGCCACCCAAUGAUGAAAUUAAUCCCUUGACAAGGCUCAAGAGCCUCAAUUGUCCUAUGGCUCCAUGGUCCCAACUACGUUAUCAGUGCUGGGUUGCUGUGGAUAGACAGCACUAUAGAUGGUUACACAUAUUCAAGGAAGUUAAUGAAUCACAGACACAAAGAUAUGGAACAGGACAUUCUGGGCAGUAUUGUCGGGGACACAUUUGGAGCAACUUUUCAGCAAAAAUGGGCAACAGAAAAAUGGAAAACGGCAAACAUUGGACUACCCUUUCUUUCCUGUUGUGGGACAUGUCAAAUAAUGCCUCAAGGUGAUGUUGGCUACCAACCUCACAGUCCCUAGGACCUCUUCAUGUGAAAUGUAUUUAUAUACUGUAGUACCAUGAUGAUAUAAGCACCAGUUUGCUUAACCUGUUGUAAAUAAAUAGUAACACUAUGCAUGUUUAUUUGGUGUAUGAAUAUGAAUGAUAGCAAUAAAAGGUUUAACGUGUG